ACAAGGCGGUGGAGGUUGGAUAUUUCGAGACGAUGAACGGUACUCGGGGAAUAAAAGCCGUUUCAAAAUCAUGUCACGGACAUUAGCCGAAGAAGAAGCUUACGAUGUGAGACCCUUGCGGAAAGGAGUACGGAGCGGGAUAUUGUUUUCGAUAAUGAACCUGGCCAAAGGCGCGCUCGGCGGAGGCGUGCUGGCCGGCCACGUGGCGUACAUGACGGCAGGCUACCUCCCCGCAAUCAUCCUCAACUUGAUUUACGGCGUCUACAUGUGCUUCAACUUUUACAUUUUAGUGUUGUCCGCACAAAGGCUGUGUCGCCGAUGUCACGUGGCUUCCAUGACGUAUCCCGACGUUGGCGAGGCUGCGUUCGCUCUGUUCCCCAAUCCCAAGGUUGCAAGAUGGUCGACUUGCUACAGAAAAUGGAUCGAUGUCAUAACGUGUUUGAACCUGUUCGGCUCUUGCGCGGCGUAUCAGCUAAUGGUGGCCAAAACUAUAAAACAAUUGGCAGAAGACACCCAGGAGAGCAUUCUAGAGGGUCGACAUGGAUUACCACAUUUGCGUGCGUAUAUUGCUUUUAUGAUCGUCCCAUUUAUCAUCAUCUGUUUAAUUACGGAAAUUAAAUACUUGGCGCCAUUUUCGAUUGCUGCAAAUGUUGUAAUAGCGUUAGCGAUAAUAAUUACCUGCGUAUACGCCCACAAAAACAACCCGGGCUUCGAGAACAUGGUGGUGGCGAAUAGUUUUAUGGACGUGAUCAAAUACACCGGCAUGGCCGUGUUCAGUAUGUCGUGCGCGGGAGUCGUCAUACCGGUGGAAAACAACAUGAAAGAACCUAACAAGUUUGGUAUUGUGUUAUUUACCGGCUACAUUUUCAUCAUAGGCGCUGUGUUCUUAGCUUCUUUUUUCGGAUAUGUUGCGUUUUUGGACAAGUGUGAGUCGCCGAUAACAAUGAAUUUUCCAUUGACCAUGGGCCCAAAAGUCCUGAAAGGUUUCAUCGCGGUCAUGAUCUACGUGACGCAUGCAGUCAACUUUUUCAUGCCGUUCAACUGCGUGUUCUUCUACCUGAAGCCUAAGUUUAAGCCUGAGAAACAAUACAAGAUGGAACUUUUGUUCCGAGCGAUUAUAGUGAUCAUUAUAUCCUUGGUCGCUAUUGCGUUUCCCAGUGUUGAUGCCUUGAUGGGAUUUCUGGGCUGUUUCUGCCUCUCGAACAUGGCUUUUAUCUGUCCGAACACAAUCUACGUAUUGGUGCACUACGAGCGACCAGGUAAGAACAAAAAGUGGUUGAUCUGGCGCGCCGUUCUGCUCUCGCUGUUCGGAGUGUUCAUCCUCUUCUGUGGCUCCUUCGUCAGCGGCAAGGACCUCGUGUUCACGGUGUUCAAGAAGAAGCCAGAAGGAACGACGACCACCGAGGCGGGCGCGGUGGUGGCAGAACCUCCUCCUGCUGAAGAGGCUACAUAG
This is a messenger RNA of Cydia amplana, 1453 nucleotides long. Its product is annotated as proton-coupled amino acid transporter-like protein pathetic. Gene Ontology annotation, molecular function: L-amino acid transmembrane transporter activity. Bases 71 to 1453 code for a protein of 460 amino acids. The record is from RefSeq and is a predicted model, not a curated record. Gene Ontology annotation, biological process: amino acid transmembrane transport. Lineage: Eukaryota; Metazoa; Arthropoda; Insecta; Lepidoptera; Tortricidae. The transcript is spliced from 11 exons.